GUGAGCAAUCGACAUUCCGACUUGGGAAGUGGUUGCAAAUACACGUCGCUUAGGCGAAAUUCUCGAGGCGAGUACUGGAUUACCAGCAGCGCCUGUGUUAGUUCGUUUGAGAUCUCCGUUACUUAUAAAAUAAAAAUUACAAUCAUGCAGUCUAUGAUUAUCCUAGCCACCGCUCUGUGCGUCGCACAAGCAUCGUUCUACGCCGGCGCACCAGCACCCAUUCAGCUGAGCCCCGACGGCAAAUACGUGCUGGACACGCCCGAGGUAGCCCACGCUAAAGCCGCCCACUACGCUGCGCACGCUCAGGCCUCCACUUCCCAGGGAGCAUGGGCCCCAGCUGCUAGCUACCACGGCGCUCCCGCGUACGCCGCCGGCGCUCACUACGGUGCUCCCGGUGCUGGUCUCUUCAAAUAUGGCCCCGCUCCCCUGGCCCAUGACGGUCGCGUGGUCGACACCCCUGAGGUGGCUCAUCUGAAGGCCGCCCACAUCGCCGCCCACGCCGCUGCCCACGCCAACGCAGCCCACGGCGCGCACGCCGGUGCUGUCGGACCUCUUUCUUACGCCGCGCCCCUCGCUCACGGAGCUGGCUACGCUGCUGGUUACGGAAAGUGGACCGGCCCCCCGGCCAACAUCCAGCUGACUCACGACGGACAGUACGUCGUAGACACCCCUGAAGUGCAGCACGCGCGCGCCGCCCACCUUUCGCAGUAUGCUGCCGCUGCACACGCGGCCGCAUCGGCGCCCGAGGAGGGACCCUGGAACCACGGACACGGCUGGCACUGAACCCCCACUACCUCUGAUCCCGGCUUCUAAACUGCCUGAUGUAUUUUUAUACAAAACUAUAUAAAAACUAAAAAAAAAUGUUUUUACUGUAUAUAAGUUCAACGUGACCUGUGUAUAGCAACUGCUAUUCUUAAGAUAAAAAUUAUAA
This is a messenger RNA of Papilio machaon (common yellow swallowtail), 931 nucleotides long. RefSeq names its product pupal cuticle protein-like (gene CPH30). The record is from RefSeq and is a predicted model, not a curated record. Lineage: Eukaryota; Metazoa; Arthropoda; Insecta; Lepidoptera; Papilionidae. The transcript has 3 exons. The coding region runs from base 145 to 783 and encodes 212 amino acids.